AUGGCUGCCGGUGGGUUUGUUCGAAUAAUUUUGAUGCAGGGCGAGAGGACGCUUGAACUUUGUGUGUGUGUGUGCUGCGAAAGUAAUAUGUAUAAUUUAGCGAUAAGUAAGAUUGCGAGGGAUGAUACGUACCUCGAACGAGCAUCAGCGACUAAGACGGACCCUUGCGGGGGGGGGGGGGGGGGGAAGCAACGGGAUACAGAGGAGUUUGGGCGCUGGGAUGCGGGUGUGGAGGGCCACACCAAGGGGAAGCUUUCGGUUUGGUUCAAGAACCGCAGAGCCAAAUGGAGAAAGAGAGAAAGGAACCAGCAAGCCGAGCUUUGCAAAAACGGCUUCGGUCCACAGUUUAACGGCCUGAUGCAGCCCUACGAUGACAUGUACCCCGGCUACUCGUACAACAACUGGGCGGCCAAGGGCCUGACCUCCGCCUCCCUCUCCACCAAAAGCUUUCCUUUCUUCAACUCCAUGAAUGUCAACCCUCUGUCUUCUCAGAGCAUGUUCUCCCCUCCAAACUCCAUCUCCUCCAUGAGUAUGUCUUCAAGCAUGGUACCCUCUGCAGUCACCGGGGUCCCCGGCUCCAGCCUCAACAGCCUGAAUAACUUGAACAACUUGAGCAAUCCCUCCCUGAAUUCUGCAGUGCCAACGCCAGCUUGUCCUUAUGCUCCUCCGACACCUCCGUACGUUUAUAGGGACACAUGUAACUCGAGCUUGGCGAGUCUGAGACUUAAAGCCAAGCAGCACUCCAGUUUUGGCUAUGCCAGUGUGCAGAACCCCGCUUCCAACCUGAGCGCUUGCCAGUACGCGGUGGACAGACCCGUGUGA
Molecule: messenger RNA, 822 nt
Organism: Nipponia nippon (crested ibis)
Lineage: Eukaryota; Metazoa; Chordata; Aves; Pelecaniformes; Threskiornithidae
Source: RefSeq, a predicted model, not a curated record